This is a messenger RNA of Canis lupus familiaris (dog), 1505 nucleotides long. RefSeq names its product DNA damage inducible 1 homolog 1 (gene DDI1). Gene Ontology annotation, biological process: proteolysis. Bases 195 to 1397 code for a protein of 400 amino acids. The transcript has a single exon. Lineage: Eukaryota; Metazoa; Chordata; Mammalia; Carnivora; Canidae. The record is from RefSeq and is a predicted model, not a curated record. Gene Ontology annotation, molecular function: aspartic-type endopeptidase activity; protein binding.
CAAAUGAGCCCUGGAACACCCGGGCCUCCUCAGGGUUCCGAGCCGCCAAGCAGCCGGCACUGCACUGGUGAGCAGCUGGGCCUCGUGCAGGAGUGAACAGAACGAAGCCCAGACACCACCGACGAGACCUAGCUCCAGGGAGCCAGAGGACACCCCGAUGCCCUGUGCCCGUCUGGCCUGCCUGGGCCAAUGUCAUGCUGAUCACCGUGUACUGUGUGCGGAGGGACCUGUCCGAGGCGACCUUCUCCCUCCAGGUCAACCCUGACUUCGAACUGCACAACUUCCGCCUCCUUUGUGAGCUCGAGUCUGGCAUCCCUGUGGACGAGAUCCAGAUCAUCUUCAUGGAGCGGCUCCUCACCGACGACCGCUGCUCCCUGGGCUCCUACGGCCUCAGAGACGGUGACGUGGUGGUGCUGCUGCAGAGGGAGAGCGCGGGGCCGCGGCCGCACGGACGAACAUCCAGCCUGCUGCAGGUAGAUUUCACCAGUUUAGCCGUGCCGGGCACGUCCAGCUCCCGCCAGCAGCAGCAGCAGCAGCAGCGGGCCCCGUCAGCGCAGCAGUCCCACGGCCUGGACUCCGGAGAGAAGAUGACACCCACACAGGGCCUGGACAGCCCCGCGUUGAUCCGGAGCAUGCUACUGUCCAACCCCCACGACCUGUCACUGCUCAAGGAGCGCAACCCGCCCCUGGCCGAAGCCCUGCUCAGCGGGAACCUUGACACAUUUUCUCAUGUCCUCAUGGAGCAGCAGAGAGAAAGGGCCCUGAGAGAGCAGGAGCGGCUGCGCCUCUACACUGCCGACCCAUUCGACUUGGAAGCUCAGGCCAAAAUAGAAGAAGAAAUCCGGCAGCAGAACAUCGAGGAAAAUAUGAACAUAGCGAUGGAGGAGGCUCCAGAGAGUUUCGGACAAGUGGCCAUGCUCUAUAUCAACUGCAAAGUGAAUGGACAUCCUCUGAAGGCCUUCGUGGACUCUGGAGCCCAGAUGACUAUCAUGAGCCAAGCCUGUGCCGAGAGAUGUAAUAUAAUACGGCUGGUGGACCGCCGGUGGGCUGGCAUUGCCAAAGGGGUGGGCACGCAGAGGAUUAUUGGCCGAGUCCAUCUAGCUCAGAUUCAGAUUGAAGGUGAUUUCCUACAGUGCUCUUUCUCCAUCCUGGAGGAGCAGCCCAUGGACAUGCUUCUGGGGCUGGAUAUGCUCAGGAGACACCAGUGUUCCAUCGACUUGAAGAAGAAUGUGCUGGUGAUCGGCACCACUGGUACACAGACUCCCUUUCUUCCCGAGGGAGAGUUACCCCUGUGUGCCAAGCUGGUAAGUAGUGCUGGGCAACAAGAAUCUCCAGACAAAGAAGGAGCAGAUACUAUUAAGCAUUCAGUCAUGGAUUUAGGAUGGAGAAAACAUUGAAAUGGAUUAUGAGUACGCCACCAUCUUGAGGGAGCCUUAGGUCCUGGAAGAUUCUAAGACAUGAGCUCACUGGCAGUGUAAUCAUUAAAAACAUCAGUAACAACCAAA